AUUGCACUGGCAUCGGCGUCAAUUCCUCACUCCUCAAGCCGGAUGCAAUGUCCGGUCGUGAAGUUGUAGGUGUCUACACCUUCCAUGCAAACGAGCCUGGUCAGGCUGCGCGCCAGGCCUGCCACAUCAACCGCACUUCGACCGUACGCCAGUAGCGCAUAUCAUCGUCGACUAAAAAGCGAUGCAGCUCAAGAGCGAGGUUCUAAAGUUCGGGAAAGGUAUAACGACGCUUUCAACAAUGUGAUUCGCAAAGUGCGAACAGGCUCUCGGGAAAGCUCCACAACGGAAUCAACAUCUUUCUCAGAGCUUAACACCACAACGCAACAGCAAGAUGUCGACGCGGACAAAGUCCGAAAAUCCAACCAGUUCCGCAAGGUGCUGUGCGAAAACUCAGGGAAAAGCAUCGAUUUGCAAAGAGGGGGGUUUGCCAACGCAUCCAUACCGACGAAACAGGGCACGUCUCCGAAAAAGCUUCCGUUCAUCGAUGAUGCGGAAGAGACACUAAGAAGAGGCCUAGAUAAGGACGAUACCAUCCAAGAAUGUGACAAAUGGGGCAAGAGCCCGGAGAUAUGGCUCAGCUUGCUACGCAGGGAAGCUCGUCUCAAGGGUAGCGUGGGCGUUGAGCAAGUGUGGACGCUGAUCAAGGAAGCUGAAGUUGAAUUGCCUGCCAGAAGCGCAAAGGCAGGUCAAUUCUGGACGAUAUUGCUGAGCGCUCCAAAACUACACGACGAUGUCGUCGCAUAUGCCUUCCAGCUGUACGCGCGAACGGGACGAGCCUUUCCUCCACUGUACACCAUGAUCAUGACCUACGUGUUGAGGACAGGCUCGCCAACGAGAACGCUGGGCUUGCAUCGCCGAUUUCUGGAAAACUACAUCAUACCACGAGACGCACUGCGCAAGCUCGCCGCACCUGCAUCACUUGCACAAACCAAUCUUGGCCUCGAGGCUUUCAGGACCAUCUACGAGGACCUGCAUAGAAUAUGCGAACCGUGCUAUGACCAGCUCAUUCCCGCACUACUUAGCGCAGGCAAGUUUCGACAAGCUCUACGCUGGCACAAUAUUUUGAGCAAGAACAAUGAUUCACCGAGCCCCGAAGUUGCACGCUCGGAGAAGAUGCAAGUAUUCCUGCAAUUACGGCAGCGAGUGCAAGAGAAGCAAGGAGCGAGGUGGAGACGGUUACGUGCGCAUGAACUGGAACGAGCUGCGCAAGCGAAGACUAUACUUGAACAACCAGGUGGCUCACCCAGACCCUCCCGAGACGCGGAGACACGUACUGUGCCGUUGGUUUCAAAUACAGCUCAUCACAAGUCUUUCAAGGCCAAUAAUAGCUUCUUUACUCCUCCUGAGCCUGUUCUGAAAAGUUUUGCGAAAAGUAUGGAAAACACAGCAGCAAUACCAAGAUCGCAUGCCUCAACACGGGGCUUGUUGUCCUCUCUGGUCUCCGAGGUUCAGCAUGCUGGCACCGAGGGCUUCAGCGACGAGUUUUGCGCUCGACUAUACGCUACUCGAGCUCUCACGAUAUCAUGGGUCACGUCGUUCCUACAUGCCUUUUCGGUGAAGAAGAUUGGCCCACUUGCCCUUCGCGAACUGGCUUUGCGGUGCGAGAGCACGGAAGACUUGCAAUACUAUAUCGCCGAUCUCGAAGACAAAGGUAUAGCAAUCGGAACGUCAAGGUUCUGUCGUGCUAUCAAAAGGUGUGCCAAUGACGGCCUAGUUGACAUUUUACGUGGUCUGUUACACAGUGAUCAACACCCGGAUAGUCUCGAUGAUGAAAGACUACAGCGCAACAUCCUUAACGAGGCAGUGCUUCAUCAUGACGGUCAGGCUGUGCACCACACUCUGACCCUUAUGAGCAUGUUCGCAGAGAACCCCAAGGAAGAGUACAUGAAUACCCUCCUUUGUGUCUACAUUCGCCAGCAACGCAUAAACGACGUGCUCACUUACGCGAAUCAAAUGCAAUUGGAAGCUGUCAAAAUCACGCGAAAUACAGUCCAAGAGGCCAUGCAUCACCUUUUGCGACCUCGACAACGAGGCAAACGUCCACAUAUGCUAGACAGUCGAUUCUCGUACGAUGACCUCACAAUCGUCACCAAUUUGGUGCUUCGCGCACUUGAAGCUGGCACGGAGAUCCCUGAAUGGGCGCUGAUUGAGCUCUUCAAGCGACAUGGGAUGAAGAAUCUUGACAGUGUAGAGCGAUUCUGCCAUGCUAUUGUAGACACGUAUCGUUCCAUCGUAGCGAAGCCUGCGUACGAUCAAGGGAGCCGGGCGAAAGGCUUUGUCUCUCUUUCAUAUCUAGAAGGUCGCCAGCAACCAGACGAGCACUCCAUCCGCGCUGGGCUGCCAUUCGGCAAUCCGGCAAACCCUCUUAAGGCACUUUUCACGCCCCGUAGCUUUCAGUCUAUCAUAGAGUGGGGUUUUCUCGACGGCCUACGCCGCCUCGCCGUCGCACGUGACAGUCAUCUCCGUCCACAUACUCGCCGUUCGGAUUGGCUUACCAAGUACCGUCGCUGGCCUACCGGUGUGCCUCCACCUCCUCCGCAACAAACUUUUCUUCGUGGAUUGGCGAUAGUGCAGGAUCUGGUGGAUAAGGGCGUCCACAUGUGGACAACGGCUGUGGAAGCGGCAAUCAGACUGAGGCUGUGGAUGUUAUUUGGCCCUGGUAGAAGCAAGAGGAGAAGAAACAUCACAGCGAUGGCUCUGAAUCCGUACGGGAUCGUGGAACUAUUAAGGGCGGCAGACAAGAUGUGGAGAGGCCCCACACCCCUCUUCGCGCCCGUAAGGGAAUUGCUACAGCCACUGCCUCCGGAUAGUGCUUCUAGCCAUCAACACGCGGCGCGUUCUUCUUCGGGUAUUUCUUCUGCCACUGCUGCUCUUGCCAGCCACCACAACGGCGAUGGCGAGGGGUUUGGAGCUGAACUCCCCUGCGACGCCACAAGAGAUGGCCCCCCACCGUCGAAGACACCACAGCAAGAUCUAACCGAGCGGCAAUUGCGCCCUCAAAUCGAGGCGCUGGUGUACAUUUUCUGGACGGCUCGGACCUUGGGCGUGGACGGUGACAUGCAAGAGAACAAGAAGGCCCUGACGGACGAUGAGUGGGAGAAGUUCUUGCACAGAUGGGCAAGAGCGGCAGCUUCGAAGAGGUUUGGCGCGUGAUGGCUAUGUGCGUGUUGACCUGGCUAGCUUGAAGAAACUGCCCAUACAUGUUGUGAUAUAACAGAAUAGAAGUGCUCGCAUACGACUUCGAAAAUGAAACGUUUGAGUCUUUUCAACA
Verruconis gallopava is the source of this 3271-nucleotide messenger RNA. RefSeq lists its product as uncharacterized. The transcript has a single exon. The record is from RefSeq and is a predicted model, not a curated record. Bases 85 to 3153 code for a protein of 1022 amino acids. NCBI's taxonomy places the organism in Eukaryota, Fungi, Ascomycota, Dothideomycetes, Venturiales, Sympoventuriaceae.